AUGAACAGCGGCAUGGUGCAGUUUGUUACGUCUAACAGCGGUGCCGAGAAGACCUUCCAGCUGUUCGUCAUGCGCCAGGACAAGAAAACCUGCAUUGGAGGUGGCAAGGUGGGCGAGCCCGGCGAAGCGCAGCAGACUGAGGAAAGGAUCAGGGGUGCAGAAGUCGCUCUGGCGCACGCACUAGAGCCCACUGAAGCGAAGGUGCCUAAGGACGUCGAAGCUGCCGAGGUUGCCCUAAAGAAGGUGCAUGGGGUUGCAGGCUACAUCGACUACAUCAAGUUGAGCCCAGUGCGCAACUCACCGCGUGCGCUAUAA
Phytophthora sojae is the source of this 315-nucleotide messenger RNA. RefSeq lists its product as hypothetical. NCBI's taxonomy places the organism in Eukaryota, Oomycota, Peronosporomycetes, Peronosporales, Peronosporaceae. The transcript has 3 exons. The coding region runs from base 1 to 315 and encodes 104 amino acids. The record is from RefSeq and is a predicted model, not a curated record.